Molecule: messenger RNA, 3735 nt
Organism: Venturia canescens
Lineage: Eukaryota; Metazoa; Arthropoda; Insecta; Hymenoptera; Ichneumonidae
Gene: Tbc1d15-17
Product: TBC1 domain family member 15/17
Exons: 10
Coding region: 440-2374 (644 amino acids)
Biological process (GO): activation of GTPase activity
Molecular function (GO): GTPase activator activity
Source: RefSeq, a predicted model, not a curated record
CUGGUGUUUGUUUUGUUAUGUAUUGCUCUUGAUUGUUUCUAUGGCAUAUGCAGAACUAUAACUCAUAGAUGUCAAAUAGUGUCAAUGUACCUAUAAUUUAUUCUAUAUCGUUAUCUGAAAAAAAUAGCAUCGAUCGAUUUUUGAUGCGCAGUGUUGAAAAAAUGUAAUCGACCAGGAUCGAGUUAAAAGAGAGUUUAAUUUCGGAUGUGCUUGGUAAUCGCGAGCGGUCUGAAUAUCGUCUGAGUACUCUGAAUAGGCAUGCACCAGCACUGUAUGUGGCGUGGUGUCUUUUGGUGUUAUCACAUGCGCAUGUGAAACGUCUCUGCGUCACAAUUGAGUACAGUACAGACGUUAUGUGAAGUAUCAAAAUGUGUUAGAAUAGUAUAAGUUUAAAGUGAGAGAGCAAGAGAGAGACAAUCGUUCUUGGAAAUAUUACACAAUGUUCGAACCCAUCGAACAAGGCAAAGAUCUUUGCAUCCACACAGGAGUGGUUCUAAGGGGAGCAAAUACCAGAGAGGACGAAGUGCACAGCUUAGGAUCACUAAAUAUUGUGGAAUAUAGCUUUGGAAAGUGUAUAGAAUGGAAGCCAAUAGAAGUUUCUGUGGUGUCAGAAAGUCAAGAUCAAGAUCCGGAAUGGUCAUUGGUCGAUUCCCAUACGAGGAGAACGCGCACAUCCUCUUCAUCGGAUGGUCCAGAUUCUCUGGGGCGUACGAGAUCCGUCAGAAUAAUGUUGUUCGAACUCAAGUCUGUGAGAAUUAAUCAUGGCGGGCAACAAUUAAUAUUUAUGCAACGCGACGGAACAACCUAUGUCGCUUUUUUUCAACUCUCAAAUGCCGAAAGUUUCAUAAAUUCUUUAAAAGGCUUUGUCAAAUUUGUCAAAUCUAGAACAGACAAAAAUCUCUACCUCAUUAUUGACGAAGUAAGCUCGGUAUUGAACAAAUCUUUCGCAGAGUUGGACUUGUUUCCAGAAAACACCUCGGAUUAUGUCUGGAAAUUUGUUAAAGAUUUACACAAUCGGCCUUACGAAACAACUCUUGAGGCUUUCAGUAAACUCGCCGACAUUUGGCUUUACAAAGAACCAGUGAGACAACCAGUAGAGGAGGCCGUUGCAGACCUCCUCAAUCGUUCGUUGACGAUAGAGAAUUCUCAACCGCUUGCAACGAGUGGAUCGGGUGAUGAGUACGAGGUCAUUGGUCAGUCGGGUCCGGUUUUACCUCCCAGGCCGCCGUGCCCUCGUGGUGCGCCCUUGACUCAAGAACAGUGGGAUAGAUGCAAAGACGCUGAGGGUAGGAUCGUCAACUCGAGAGCUGUGAGAGAAAUCAUUUUUCGAGGGGGAAUAUCGCCACCUCUGCGCUACGAAGUUUGGAAAUUUUUAUUAAAUUAUUAUCCGUGGAAUUCGACGAACGCGGAACGUAUUGAACUCAGGAAAGAAAAGACCGACGAGUAUUUUAAAAUGAAGCUCCAAUGGAGAUCGAUAACGCCGGCACAAGAAAAUCGUUUUUCCGAUUACAGAGACAGAAAAAGUUUAAUUGAAAAAGAUGUCAAUCGAACCGACAGAACGCAUCCGUAUUAUGCAGGCGACAACAACCCACAUCUUGCCCAGUUGUACGAUAUUCUUAUGACGUAUGUGAUGUACAACUUCGACUUAGGAUACGUACAAGGUAUGAGUGAUUUACUGAGUCCCAUUUUGUGCCUGAUGGACAGCGAGGUCGAUGCUUUUUGGAGCUUCGUCGGUUUUAUGGACAAGGUGAGCACCAAUUUCGAAAUGGAUCAAGCUGGUAUGAAGGCACAACUGUGUCAGUUGUACACACUGCUCAACGUUACGGAUCCUCAGUUGGCACAGUAUUUGAGUAAGAACGAAUCGGGAAAUAUGUUCUUCUGCUUUCGAUGGCUUCUCGUAUUAUUCAAACGUGAAUUCAGCGCGGUUGACAUUAUGAAACUAUGGGAGAUAUUGUGGACUGAUUUGCCUUGCAAAAACUUUCAUUUGUUAUUAUGCGCGGCGAUACUCGACACUGAAAAAAGCAUGUUGAUGGAAAAUCGUUAUGGAUUCACCGAAAUACUAAAGCAUAUAAAUGAUUUAUCACUUCACAUCGAACUCCCGUGGGCAUUAUCAAAAGCGGAGGGUAUUUACCACCAAUUGAUGGCAGUGGCACAGGAUUUGCCGGAUAACGUGCGUGUAAUAUUAGGGCUAGAACCGUUGAACGUUUCACCGUCCAGUAGCGAUCCGGAGGACGAGGCGAGUGCUACAUCGAACACGAGACAAUACAACGAUACCGAUAAAUUAUCACGUAAAAGCAGCAAUGGAAGUGAUAAUAUUAAAUUUGGUAACAACGAAGUCUCCUACGAACGUGGCUUGAACGUAUCUUAUAUGUGAAUUCGAGAUCAUCGACCGAAUUACUCACGCGCGAAAUCUUCGAAUUCUUUUGAAAAAUUCCUAUCUCUCAUUUAUAACACAGUCCGAAUGUGACAUGGGAUAAAUACAAAAAAUAUACUCAAUAUCUAUUGAUAUUUCAUAACGAGAAAAAACGUACAUACGACCAUAUAUGUAUAUACAGGAUAUUCUACGAGCAGUGUCUACAAAAGUAAUUUUUUAAAUCGGGGCCGGACUCCAAUUGAAAAAAAAUAUAAAUGGAUUCCCUAGAUUCUUCUGAAUGGUUGAGAAUUAUAAAGUUCGAUUAUGGACGUUAUUUUACCAUGCAGCGAGCGCAACGAAAUAACACCUGUCGUCACUCUUUAAUUUACGACUUUCUGUGGGGAGAAACAUCUUCGUAUCAGAAAACAUUGCAUCCUUUAUUGCUUUUAGAACAAAUAACAAUUUGUUCAUUCACUCGAGAAAUGUUAGUAGUUUUUUUUUUUAAUUCCAGCGUAUUUUUUUUAAACGUAGUUUAAUUUGGUCUAGAAUGAAUUGAUAAUUUUUUUGUUCAUUGUGAAAACAUUGGUAUGAUGCGCUUGAAAGGAAAAAGUUAAAUACAAUGGCGUGUCUGCAAUAACGGAUUGCCAAUUUAUGUUGGAACUGGUCGCGUAGGUUUGUAAAAAAAAAUAAUUUUUUAUCAUUUCUUUAGUUUUGUGAGUUUCAUUAUCGGGUAAUAUCGCUAUUUCGAGUGGAUAAAUCAAACAUUUUCUUGCGUGAUCGCUUGUGCCGUUUCCGAAAAAAAAACAACAGUUUUAAGCCAUUUGAUUUAUUGAAAUCUUUACGGUGUAUUUUAACACUAAACGUUUCAUGUUCUUAGACGAUGAUGUAUUGAAAGUACCGUGAAUUUUGCGUGAAGACUUUGCAAUCACAUUGUUAAAAGUUGAAUGGCAACAUUUUAUGUAAAAUUAUUUACAACUUCAAGUUUCCAAAGGUAUUUCGACCGGCAACUUCUCAGGGGAGAAACUAAUGAAUUACAUCGUUUGACUGUUCGGUUCAGAAUUCAGUUUUAAACUCAACAUUAUAUUUCGGGUCUGUGUUUGUUGGAUACCCUGUAUAUUCGUGUGUAUAAACUUUUGUCAAGUCAAUUUUAAAACGAUGACUGAGCCAAUUUCCUAUCACAAAGUCUCGUUGAAUUGAGAUAAAAAUUUCUUGAUUAAAAAAAACAACAACACGCAAAUGUACGCCUUAAAAGAUGCUGAAGAAGAGAUUAUGUAAACGUUGAAUUAUAAUUGUUAUCAUUUCUGUCUAGUGUUUUUUCUAGAUUUGUAUAAAGUGUCACUAUAAUGUUAUAUAUUUCUAAUAAAAAUAUGUAUUUCACUGUA